AUGAACAGGAACGACAUGCUAUACAAGGUCUGUGCCUUGGUGGGAGCUGGUACGCUUGUCUCCGUAGGCCUUGGAAUCUUAUCAACCAUCCGUUAUCAACUUCAUCGUUCAAACCUGCAGCGCUACCAUCACGGAAAAGAACCUUGGGUUUUGAUUACUGGUGCUAGUGAUGGCAUCGGACUCGCCUUUGUUCAUCAGUUCGCGCAAAGUGGCUUCAAUGUCAUUCUCCAUGGUCGUAAUGAGGCCAAGUUGAACAAAGUUUUGACCCAAAUGCAACAGAAUUACAGUGACAGAAUAUUCAAGAUACUUGUUCUUGAUGCUGCCACCCCUCCUGGUCCUGAAUUUGACCGUGCUGUUCUUGAUGCUGUCGAGAAUCUCCGUCUUACUGUGUUGGUUCACAACGUUGCAGGGUCGGGGGCGAGUCAGCCCGUGAUGACCUUUUACGAAGAGCUUCCGUCUCAAGAGGUCGAGGGGUGGAUAAACGUCAAUGUCCGAUUCGUCUCGCAUCUCACACAUCUUCUACUCCCGAUUCUGCUUCAAAAUCAACCGGGUCUCAUGAUAUUCAUGAGUAGUGCCGCAGCAGAUUUUACCAGCCCUGGUCUUGCGCUGUAUACAAGUUCAAAGGCCUUUGUUGAGGCAUUGGCUCGAGUUUUGGCCAUGGAGAUGAAAGUGGGCGGUCAUGAUGUGGAGGUGAAGACGAUCUCGACUGGUAUGGUGGCGACGGCUGGUUCAGGCAGGAACGAGAAAGACAUUUCGUUCACCGUGCCAAAUACCACUAAUUUCGUCAAGUCGACGCUAAACACCAUUGGCUACGGGGAUGUGAAGGUGACACCAUAUCUUGGACAUCGGCUUCAGUUCGGAUUCCUCAGGAGUUUGCCUUACUGGGUGAAGGAGAAAAUGUUGCUGUAUUAUACGCAGAUGGCCAAGGACCAGAUGAACAAGAGAACCUGA
This is a messenger RNA of Exophiala oligosperma, 951 nucleotides long. RefSeq lists its product as uncharacterized. Gene Ontology annotation, molecular function: oxidoreductase activity. The transcript is spliced from 2 exons. Lineage: Eukaryota; Fungi; Ascomycota; Eurotiomycetes; Chaetothyriales; Herpotrichiellaceae. Bases 1 to 951 code for a protein of 316 amino acids. Gene Ontology annotation, cellular component: endoplasmic reticulum. The record is from RefSeq and is a predicted model, not a curated record.